Lolium rigidum is the source of this 786-nucleotide messenger RNA. RefSeq lists its product as uncharacterized. NCBI's taxonomy places the organism in Eukaryota, Viridiplantae, Streptophyta, Magnoliopsida, Poales, Poaceae. Bases 1 to 786 code for a protein of 261 amino acids. Gene Ontology annotation, molecular function: proteasome binding; ubiquitin binding; polyubiquitin modification-dependent protein binding. Gene Ontology annotation, cellular component: cytosol; nucleoplasm. The record is from RefSeq and is a predicted model, not a curated record. Gene Ontology annotation, biological process: proteasome-mediated ubiquitin-dependent protein catabolic process. The transcript has a single exon.
AUGGAGGUGACGUUCGAGACGACGCAGGGUCGCCGGUUCACCGUCGAGAUUUGGUAUUUCUCCACCGUGAGGACGAUCAAGGAGCACAUCCUGAAGCAGGAGGACAUCCCCGUGGAGUCCCAGAGGCUCUUCUUCCAGGGGAAAGAGCUCCAUGACGACCGCGACACGGAGCACUACUCCAUCCUCGAGGGCUCCCACGUCCUCAUCGUCCUGCCCGACGACGCUCCCGCCAGCGCCGCCGCCGCCGCCGUCGUCCACAUCGUCGCAUCGGCACCAUCGCUCGGCCGCAGCGUCGCUCUCGACCUGGAUGCCUCCUGCACCGUCGCCCGGCUCAAGGAGGCGCUCCAGGAGCGGACGGACGGCGCGCUGCCCGCCGCCAGGCUGAGUGUGUUCUACGGCAAGGCGGAGAUGGAGGACGACAAGACAUUAGCGGAGUUCGACCCGCCGGCCCAAGGGAUGGAGGUGCGCGUCGUCGUGCGCCAGCCGCCGUCGCCGCCGGUGUGCAGUAACGGGGGCGCCAAGACUAAUAGUAGUAAGCAGCAGCAGCGGAUGUCAGUUGAGGUGAAGUGGGGCGCGACGACGGCGACGCUGGAGGUGAGCGAUAUGGACGCCGUCAAGGAGCUGCGGGCGAAGCUCGGCAGCGCGACGCCGCGCCUCCUCCUGCCCAACGACGGCGGGUACUUCUUCAUCUACAAGCAGAACGUCAUGGAGGAGGACCGGACGCUGCGCUGGCACGACGUGAAGAGCGGAGACACCAUCGAGAUCUUCAACGGCAGGGUCACCUGA